GCCGCUGGGAGGAGAAGGGGAUGAGAGUCAGUCAAUGAGCCCCUCCCACCUCCUGUAUAAAGGGCUCCCAGUCCGGUGUGUCGCUAUUAGCAGAGUGACACAGCUGCCUUCCGGCACCAGUGGCAAUAGUCCCCAAACCUGUGGAAUACUCGUCAGUAUAUCCGAGCAGAAAACGAAGAGCUUUGUCGCCCGAGAGAGAAUUUACAGGAGGAAAAAAUGAAACUCAUCUGGCAGGCCAUCCUCUAUUGCUGCCUGGUGGCCACAGCGGCGCACUGUGCGGAACUUGAAGUGAAUCCCAAGUUAAAAAAGAGGCUCAGCAUAUUUAGGCUCGGGAGCAGACUCAGGCGGGAUCCGGACAGCGAGACUGCAAACUCUGAGCGCUUUGUCCGGCGAGAGGUCACCAGGGAUACCUCGCUGCCACAUUCCAGCACCGAGACCGGCGUGCGAACCAAGAGGUCCAAAAAUUCUGCCAAUCAGCCACGAAGACAGGGCUGCUCUCUGGGGACCUGCUCGGUGCACGACCUGGCGCACCGCCUGCACAUUCUCAACAACAAGCUGAAGACUUGCAACGCCCCCACCUCCAAGCUCAGCCCGCACGGAUACGGCCGCAGACGCCGCGCCCUGCCAGACCGUAGACUCGCGCUGAGGCCGGAGCAAGGCCAGCUCAGGCCCGUGUGGAGCGCCGCUGACUCCCAGGUCCGUAAGCUGGAGGCUCUGCUCAGGCAGACAUGAACGGGACUUUGCAAGAAGCAAGGACAAAAGCCAAGGGAGUCUCAGCGUUUGGGUACUCUCCGCUCCGUUCUCAAAUUCUCCGAACGCCUCUCAGAUUUACCGAGUCUUCUCCAGGUCCGGGGACCAAGUCAGAGCAAAGUCCGGCCGGCUGCACUGAGUUUUCUUAAAGGGCCGAGCCUCGCCGCUCGGCGAUGCGGAGCGAGCGAACAACCGCGAGCACUGGACAGAACGGCGCGGAGCCACCGCGGGUGCCGCUCGCUCUCUGCUCGGCAGGGCGGCACCCAAAGACUUGAGCGCACAUCCUCUGGUGUCGAAGAGCGAGCGCUCACCAUUCCUCCUCUGCUUUGAUAAGUGCUAAGCUGAAAAGCUGGGAGCGCUUUUCCAUUCGGACUCGAACGAGUGAUCGGGAGGAGACGAUGUGCAUCGCGAUGCCACAACAGGGGACGGACGCUCCGCUCUCGGCCUGCCUGCGGCCCGUUUUGGGCACCGUAUCGAGGAAUAGAAAUGCCUUCGAUUCUGUGAGUUAUGUGCCAGUCCACAAUGGAUGGAAAUAUACUUGAAGUUGUUAUUUGUACAAAAACACGUGCAAUCGAGAGUUUUGUUCUAUUUGAAAUACUGUAUAUGUAUAUAUGAAUGCCUCUAUUUAAUAUGAUAUGAUAUAGAAGUUACAUUUCAGUACUCAUAAAACUAUUUUUGUACAGAAAUUAAUAUACGGUAUAUGGGCAUUGUAUUUGUCAUUAUUCCUUUGCAGACUGUGGUCAUAUGAUUUUAUGUGCUAUAUUAUAGAUUUGCAAAUGUCUUCUAUUUUCUUUGUGUUCAAGCAAUAAUAUUGUCAUGUAAUAAACAUUUUGCAAGCAAAA
Phycodurus eques (leafy seadragon) is the source of this 1592-nucleotide messenger RNA. It is a transcript of the gene adma, whose product is annotated as adrenomedullin a. The transcript has 4 exons. Gene Ontology annotation, biological process: adrenomedullin receptor signaling pathway; positive regulation of heart rate; adenylate cyclase-activating G protein-coupled receptor signaling pathway. NCBI's taxonomy places the organism in Eukaryota, Metazoa, Chordata, Actinopteri, Syngnathiformes, Syngnathidae. Gene Ontology annotation, cellular component: extracellular region. Gene Ontology annotation, molecular function: adrenomedullin receptor binding; hormone activity. The record is from RefSeq and is a predicted model, not a curated record. Bases 217 to 732 code for a protein of 171 amino acids.